This is a messenger RNA of Cercocebus atys (sooty mangabey), 3062 nucleotides long. RefSeq names its product cytoglobin (gene CYGB). Bases 1223 to 1867 code for a protein of 214 amino acids. NCBI's taxonomy places the organism in Eukaryota, Metazoa, Chordata, Mammalia, Primates, Cercopithecidae. The transcript is spliced from 5 exons. Gene Ontology annotation, biological process: oxygen transport. Gene Ontology annotation, molecular function: oxygen binding; iron ion binding; heme binding. The record is from RefSeq and is a predicted model, not a curated record.
UUAAGUCAUUUUAAGUUGGGUGUUCUAUUUCAGUCAAAUCAUCCUAAAUGAUAUCUUUUAAAAAUAAUUCUUCCCAGAAGAAUGGAUCAUGGCAGAAUACAGAAAAUGAGCUGAUGUGUGCAAGCGUCCUUUCUGAAGUAACAACAGCUAUGUGUAUAUGAAAUGUUUACUCUGUGGUAGGUACUCUGGAAGCACCUUUUAUUCACUGUCUCAUCUGAUUCUCAUGACAGCCCUGUCAUUAUCACUGCCCCCCCCCUUCCCAUUUCGCAGCUGAGGAAGUCAAGGUGCAGAAAGGUUAAAGGAAUUCAUAAGUGAAGCACUGAGAUCUGAACUCAAACAAUCCAGCUAAAAACUCAUGGUCUCAGCCACCAUGCUGUGUUGCCUUAAAAAAUUACACUAUGACAGUGGAACGUUUUUGCUUAACUCCAGAGACUUUAAUUCACCCACCUAGAAAACCUGUCAUGAAAACAUAGAGGAUUUUUUUCCUGAGAGUUCUUAGGACCAUGAAACAGUGUUGCAAAUCCUGUUCAGAAAUCUGGGACCAUGCAGAUGACCAGGCAGAUGGAAGAAAAGUAAAAAUAUGAAAAUAAAAAACAAAACCUGGGAUCAAUGCUUUCAAGUUUCACCUAGCUUUAACUUUCUGGAGGAGGAGAAAUACGACACAGACCCUAUGCAUUGAGAAUAGAUGGCGUUGGAGUUGUGGAUUGUCUGUGCUUGCCAAACAGCAUCCAGGAAGAAAAGCAAUGCAUUUGACUUCCCUGCUUGGCAGAGCCACUGCCUCUAGAGUAUUACUCAAAAACUGAUUUUUUUAAAAUAAAAAUAAAUGAAUUUGUAGACGAUAUAAUGUUCCAUGGAUCUCUUCUGUUAUUUCCUGGGCAUGUCUCUCCAUGCCCAGAAACCUUGCCUUCUCACAGCUGUUGCAUAACCUUUGCUUGUGGUGGUGUUUGUUCCUGUUGCCUUGAAAGUCCCUUCGCUGCAUUCUCUUCUCUGCUCAGCAAAUUCCAGCUUCUACUUAAAUACCUCCUCUGUGAAGUUUUGACUGAGAUGCUGCAACAAUUCCCGAGCUGUUUCCUCGUGGCACCUUCCUGGUGGCAGGUGGAUUAGCACAUUGUCUGCAACCCAGGACGACCUGGAGGAAAGUCCCAGCUCUACUGAUUCUAACUGAGUAACCUUGGCAAAAGUCACCUCACUUCUCUCUGAGUCUUAUUUUCUCAUCUGUAAAAUGAGGAGGAGGUCCUCAUCAUCCAAACAUCACGGGACUUCGUUAGGUCAGUGCUUCGGAGCACUUAGCACAGCGCCUGGCACAAGGUUCUUUGUGAACUUCCCCUCGGCCAAGCAGUACUUCAGCCAGUUCAAGCACAUGGAGGAACCCCUGGAGAUGGAGCGGAGCCCCCAGCUGCGGAAGCAUGCCUGCCGAGUCAUGGGGGCCCUCAACACUGUCGUGGAGAACCUGCACGACCCCGACAAGGUGUCCUCUGUGCUGGCCCUUGUGGGGAAAGCGCAUGCCCUCAAGCACAAGGUGGAGCCAGUGUACUUCAAGAUCCUCUCUGGGGUCAUUCUGGAGGUGGUCGCCGAGGAAUUUGCCAAUGACUUCCCACCUGAGACGCAGAGAGCCUGGGCCAAGCUGCGUGGCCUCAUCUACAGCCACGUGACCGCUGCCUACAAGGAAGUGGGCUGGGUGCAGCAGGUCCCCAACGCCACCACGGCUAGAGCCAGGAGGAUCACGAGGACACAUACACACACACAUGCCCCAGCCCACGAGGGAGCUACAUGGGUGUCACUCACACGCACACAACCCACCGGCCACACUGCCCUCUUCGGGGCCGUAGGACCCCUCCCUCCACCCCCCUCCCUGGCAGCACCUUGAGCAGAAGGCUGAGUUCUGAAGACCCUCCUUGAUGCUCCAUUUCUGGGUGCCAAGGAAGCUGGAGGAAUCCCUGACUCAACUUCCCCAAAGGAGGCCUCUGUGGUGGCCACGGUCCCCCCGCCUGGAGCUGCCGGGAGGCGGCGCUGGCUGCCUGGAUGCUGACCCCAGCGCGGCGGGCAGGGUGGGGGACCCUUCUUCCUCGCAGAGCGGGGCCCACUCUUCUUAGCUUUUCUACUCACUGUUAGAGGGACCUAGCUGAGCGGCUGGCGGGAAGCGGGACAGGUCUAGGAGUCCCUUGGGGAAUAAACCAGCCCUGUUUCUAUCAGCCCAGCCGGCAUGCAGGUCUGCACAUCACCAUCUAGAGUAUCACGCACACAUCUACCAUAUAUACAGAUAUAUUCUAUAUACGAGCUAUAUAUAAAUAUAUAUAUACACAUAUAUAUACACACACGUACAUAUCUAGAAUGUGUAUCCACGGGGCCCAGAAGCCUCGGUUCGGCCCCCACCUGUGAGUGGGGCAGGGAGCGGUUCCGGUUGUGCAGAGAACAGAGUGUUCUGGCAAAGAGGAAAUCCCGCAGCAGCGCAGAGGACCUGGGCCUGGAGGGGCAGGGCUGGGGCGACCUGGCUUGGCGGCAAAGCCCAGCCCUUCUCAGACCAGCUCCCCACAUUCCUGAAUUCCACUUCCAGGCAGAAAGGAGUGGGCUCCCCCUACUCCCUCAGAGGAACUGACUCACUGACUGUCCUAGAAUGGGCAAGGGCAGAGCGAAGUUCUGGAUGGGAUGACUGCACUAGGGGAGGGGCCUCCGUCCAGAAACCUCGACCGCCAGCUCCACCUGCCUUGGCCACCAGGGUAGCCCCGGGGAAUCCGGGCUGCUGGGCAGCAGGUUGGCGGGACCACAUGCCUGGGUCUCACCCUCAGCCCCGAGGGCCGAGGGCUUUCCCCACCCCCUUCUCCUCCUGGCCGGCAGUCGGCCCUGUCUAUUUAUGUGCGCCAGCCGUGCUGGGGGGCCCCCAUGUGUGCCCCUUGGUCACAUGUAUCGUCUCCAAGGAUGUUUUGCUGCUGUGGCUACUAUGCCUGUGUCCCCUCCUGGCCCAUCCUCAUCUUCAUCUGUGUAACUGCCUGUUCGCCUUUUCUAGUUUCUGAUGUUUGUAACCAGACCCAGCUGUGUCAUUAAACAGACCUGUUCUUGCUGUA